Rhizophagus irregularis DAOM 181602=DAOM 197198 is the source of this 2960-nucleotide messenger RNA. RefSeq lists its product as uncharacterized. Gene Ontology annotation, molecular function: protein binding. The record is from RefSeq and is a predicted model, not a curated record. Lineage: Eukaryota; Fungi; Glomeromycota; Glomeromycetes; Glomerales; Glomeraceae.
AAACAAACUUUUGCGAUUAGAAAAUUCCCUGAUUCAAAAGAACAAACAUCGUUAGCACCUGUGUUUGUUGGGAUCUAAAAAGUCCUUCAUUUUAUCCCUUUUCGUUAAAGUGAUGCUAAUAUUUUCUCAAUAUUUCUCGAACAAUUUUUAAUUUUGCAUCACGAACAAAAACUAUUAACGAUUUAUUUAUUAAUUUAAAUUUACAAUGGCACAAACUUUCGGUCAGCCGCAACAACAAGUACAACAACAAUCUCAAACUCCAGAGUAUACCUUACCGGGGGUACUGCAUUUUCUUCAAUCGGAAUGGAGGCGUUAUGAGCGAGAUAGGAAUGAAUGGGAGAUUGAACGCGCGGAAAUGAAGGCUCGUAUCGCAUUAUUGGAAGGCGAGCGUCGAGGGAUUGAGAACAUGAAAACAGAUCUAAUGAGACGUGUGAAAAUGCUAGAAUUUGCUUUGAUACAAGAAAGGAGUAGAUAUUUGGCCAAUGUACCCCCAACACAAUUUCCAACGAAAGAAUCAUCCAAUGUAUCAACACCUGCAAAUGAAGAAGGACCUGAAUCGUCUAAUACACAAUCCCUUAAAAGUAUGUCAUCAACUUUGAAUACAGUGUCUUCUCAAUACAAAAAUUUAGCAUCAAAUAGAGAUCCUAAAUAUCGCACAAAAAGUCGGGAGAUUCUUAAAGCAUGUUUACAAGAAAUCGAUUACCUUACAAACGUUGUGACUAAUACUUCGUCCGCUAGUAAUCGAGUUACAACCUAUCCAACAGGUUUGGAUGGAAUUCCAAUUCCAAAUGGUUUGGAUGGAAGUAAUAAUGCGACACGAAAACUACAUAGAAAUAGUGCAAUAUUUGUUGGAGGAAAUACAAAUGCAUAUAAUAGAAUGACCAAAAGACCCGGCAAUUUUUCCAUUAGACCUUCCAGACCAGCACCUACAUCACCCGCCAUGGUUUCACCAAUAUUACCAACUAAUUCUUCAAGUCCGCCAUUAGAUUGUUCAAUAAAUGAACAUUCAGAUUCUACGUCUACAGAACAAGAAGGUGGAUCCUUCUUCCCUCAUUCAGGAAGUGAAUCAUUUAAAAACGGCGAUAAACUUUCCAAUGGCGAACAAUCGUCUCCAAUCUCGCCAGAAUUUGAAGGAAAUCCGAUAGCUAAUAUGUCUUCGGAUAUUCAAUCAUUAAAUAAUUGCGUUGUUGAAUCGGCCACUACUAAUUGUGAAAAAGAAAGUGAAUUUUUAUCAAAUAAUGAUAAUUAUAAUACACAAAAUAAAACAAAAAAUGAAAGAGAAUGGAAGACUCAUAAUCAAGUUAAAAAUAAAAAUAAAUUGAAGAGUCCAGAUGAAACAAAAGAAGAAGAACAACAAUUGACUAAAGAUGUACAGAAAAAGUUUGGCCUAUCGGAUGUAAACGUGACAAAAUUGAUGAAAAACGCAAAUAAACGAAAAAGUUCAGAAAUUUUGGAAAUUAAUAAUUCCGAUCCACAGCUAGAUGAACUUAGUUUUAAUGUUGAAGAAGAAGAAAAUAUUCAAAAAUCUGAGACCGAUAAAACACAGGAAAAUGAUACAGAUCGUAAAAUGUGGAGACAGAGAUUUACUUUGAGAAGUCACCUUGACACCGUUAGAUCUCUCUCAUGGCAUCAAACAGAACUUAUGUUUUUAUCUGGUUCUGAAGAUGGUACUGUAAAAUUAUGGGACUUGAAAGGCCCACUAUCUCACAAACCGACAUCCAUUCCUGAUAUUGAACCAUGUAUUACUUAUCGAGGACAUACGGCAGCAGUUAAUUCUGUUGUAAUGGCCUCGGAGCAAAAAAGAUGUUAUUCGGCUAGUAUGGAUGCCACAAUUCGUGUAUGGAAUUUACCUUCGUCUAAACGCGAUACUUAUGGACCUGUCGACCCUUCGCUGAAUCUAACUACCUACAUUGGUCAUACGGAUGCUAUUUGGGAUUUAAGAUUGUUCCCUAUGCGUAAUCAAAAUACUCAAUUACUAGCAUCUGCAUCUGCUGACGGCAAAGUCAAAAUUUGGGAUACAGAGGCUGGAGGAUCACCUUUGAAAUGCUCUUGGGGUUAUUAUGGUAUUAAUAAUGAAGGAUCUGUUAAUGGGGAAGAUCGUCCCCCUAUACCAACAUCGAUAGAUUUUGUACACAGUGAUUUAAAGAAAAUUGCAGUAUCGUACCAAAAUUCAAUCAUAAAAUUAUUUGACAUUGAAAGUGAGCAAAGCGUUUUAACUUUUGAGAGUGAUUCGACGUACGAUAAUACGCCUGCAACACAGAUCAAUCGUAUAAUCGUUCACCCUACGAUGUCUUUAAUAUUCUCAGCACAUGAGGAUAAGUAUAUUAGGUUUUUUGACAUUAAUAGCGGUAAAUGUACUUUUUCGAUGCUUGCACAUUUGGAUUCAAUUACAUCACUUGAUAUCGAUCCGUCGGGAAUGAUUUUGUUGUCAGGAGGACAUGAUAGUUCUAUCCGUCUGUGGGACAUCAUGUCGACUCGACAAUGCAUUCAAGAAUUUGUAUCACAUCGACGUAAAUCAGACGAAGGAGUGUUAUCUGUUCAAUAUCAUCCUUCUUUACCUUGGAUAGCAAGUGGUGGAGCUGAUUCAGUAGUGAAGAUUUAUUGCUAACAGUUGUUUGAUAUCAUAUUACAAAUAUUGAUUUGUCUUAUGAUUUGAUUAUGAGAUAUUUUGAUUAAUAUUGUUCAUUUUAAUGUAAAUGACAAAAUUUGUGUACUGUUGCAUUUCACCAUUUUCAUCAAAGAAAUAGGAAUUAUGAAAUUUAGUAGCAAUUCCAUUUCUUUCUUUUCAUAUAACCGAAGGACUAUUAGCACUUUUUCACACAUUCAACAAUAUUUUGUAUUUUCUAUAUAUUACUGUUUUAUUUCUCUUUUUGACAUUUUUUGACACUUAAUAACAGGUUCGUUAAAAUAAUUUGAUGGAUUCCUUGUUUAUUCAUUUAUUUUAUUUUCUCCUUAAUAUA